AUGAGCCAGAAAAGGAAGAGUGCAAAUAUCAAGACUAACAACAGGAUUUCGGACUAUGGCUUAGUAGAGGGACCUGAAAGCCAUCGCUCGAAGGAAAAUGACGAUUCUGAAGUAGGCAUACCAGUCUUACCUCUUCUUAGGAAAUUUUGGAUCUCAAGGGCAGAAUCAAAUAAGAUAUGGGGAUCCUUAAAACAACAAAAGCUUUGGGGAGUGACCCUAUUCCCAACUUUCAACGUUUUGGUGAUAACAUUGGCAAUUAUUGAUUUGAUAUUUUUCAUCCUGUUCAUCCUGCUACUGAUAUCAUCUCUUUCUGUGUCGAACCAUGAAGUCAGGUAUGAUGAUACAUGACAAGGAUAUCAUAAUUGCGAAGUUAAUUUCACUCUCAGCGAGGAUUUUGAGAGCCCGAAUAUUUAUUAUAAUGUGUCGAUAUCUGGCUUAAUUGAUAAUUAUAGAUUCGAAAAUUUCUACGGCAACCAUAAGAAGUACAUCGAAUCAAGGAAUUAUAAGCAGCUGAGAGGGGAUACCACAGCGACCUCUGAUUGCUCACCUGUGACUAAGAACAAGGAUCUUGGCCGAACUGUCACCUCUUUAGAUGAAGGGGAUGUAGUAUUGAAUGAUGACGAACCAGCCAUUCCUUGAGGUCUCCCUGCCAAGUACUAUUUCAGAGAUGAACUCAGACUCACAGAUGGAAAUGAAGGGAUUUACAUUUACGAUAAUGACAUCGCUCUUGGUGUCGAUAGAGAUUCCAGAUUUGGCAACACAGGAGCAAAUAAUGAAAAGAAGCAAUGGAUUGAUAUGACAGACCAGAGAUUAAUGGUCUGGUUCCAGCCAGAAGCUUUCCCAAACUUCAUUAAGCUCUACGGAAGGACUGACGUAAAACUGUCUAAAGGUACACAGUAUACUUUGAAAAUCAGUGAAUUUGAUGAUCUAAGUGAUUUUGAUGUCAAAAAGUACUUCGUGAUUAGUAACACAAGUUUCUUAGGAGAGGACAUCUCACUUGCAAUAAUCUUCAUGCUUGCCUUCAUCUAUCUUACUGGGUUAAUAAUAUUUAUCAUUGUGAUGGAGAUCCGGAAGGCCAAAAAUAUUCAAAAGAAAAGUAGAGAACAAGAGUAUAGAGUCCCUGCGAAUGAGGAGUUCAAACAAGCAGGAGUCAAUCCUCAGAAAAUAGUUAAAAGAAGUUAAAGUGAAUAAAAAUAUUGUUUCAAUGG
Molecule: messenger RNA, 1208 nt
Organism: Moneuplotes crassus
Lineage: Eukaryota; Ciliophora; Spirotrichea; Euplotida; Euplotidae
Source: the annotation of a GenBank genome assembly